GAUUAGACUCUGCCUGUCAUAAAGAUUUGUUUCAGAGAAACAAACAAAAAGCUCAAAAGAGAAGAAGAUAUGGCUGCUUCUUCUUCUCUAUGUCUCUUAACUCUUCCACAACGCUUCGCAGUCACCUCUAAACUCUCUUCACAUCCCCCUAAGUCAAAAUCAUUAUUUGGGGUUCAUGUGAAGUGUAGCGUGGAAAACGUGAGUUGUAAUUCUGAAAUUUCUGAGGGCUUGGAAAAGAAGACUAAUUCUAAGGAAGUGUCAACGUCUCGCCGUCGGUGUCUUACAUGUUUAUGUUCAAGUAUAGCUUUGAUUAAUGUUAACGGCAUAUCAGUUUCUGCACUGAAGGCAGUGGCAUUGGAUGGAAAAGAAAGAUCCGUAUGCAGAAAUUGUGGGGGUAGUGGUGCUGUUCUUUGUGAUAUGUGUGGUGGUACAGGAAAAUGGAAAGCUCUCAACAGAAAACGCGCAAAAGAUGUUUAUGAGUUUACAGAAUGUCCAAAUUGUUACGGUCGUGGAAAACUUGUGUGUCCAGUUUGCUUAGGAACUGGUUUACCAAAUAACAAAGGUCUUCUUAGGAGGCCUGAGGCACGAAAAUUGCUUGACAAGAUGUAUAAUGGUCGAUUACUGCCAAAUUCUUAAGUAUCAGAUGUUCUACUCUACUGAUUAUUAUUCAACAAGAUGAACAAAUCCUGGAGUUACUGUAUGAAUGUUUCUCUCAGUACAAUGCAUACAUGUGGCUUUUUGUCUGUAAAAUAGCCCAGUAAGUGGCCUAAGUUUUAAAUUUUUACAGGAUUUUUCUUUUUUCAUUCUUUCAAUUUUCAUUUGUCUUGAGCAUAUAUGAUUUCAACAUGCCAAUACUCCUUGUAGUAUACUAUUACAUGAAAGCAGAUUACCCCUCUUAAUGGCAGUUCUAGUAGAACCUAAA
Molecule: messenger RNA, 922 nt
Organism: Mangifera indica (mango)
Lineage: Eukaryota; Viridiplantae; Streptophyta; Magnoliopsida; Sapindales; Anacardiaceae
Product: protein PHOTOSYSTEM I ASSEMBLY 2, chloroplastic
Exons: 6
Coding region: 70-636 (188 amino acids)
Source: RefSeq, a predicted model, not a curated record